Molecule: messenger RNA, 1242 nt
Organism: Ipomoea nil (Japanese morning glory)
Lineage: Eukaryota; Viridiplantae; Streptophyta; Magnoliopsida; Solanales; Convolvulaceae
Product: myb-related protein Hv1-like
Exons: 3
Coding region: 130-1140 (336 amino acids)
Source: RefSeq, a predicted model, not a curated record
UUCUCAUCUCUCAUCUAUUUAUACUUCUUCUUCUUCUUCUUAUACAUAGUCUCCUUGCCAGUUGCCACCAAAUACUACAACAUAACCCACAUUUGUCUCUCUCUGUCUGUCUCUAUUGGGUUGAUCAGAAUGGGAAGGUCACCAUGCUGUGAAAAGGUAGGGUUGAAGAAAGGGCCAUGGACACCUGAUGAAGACAAGCAGUUGUUGGCUUAUAUUGAGCAGUACGGCCAUGGAAGCUGGCGAGCUUUGCCUGCAAAAGCUGGGCUGCAAAGAUGUGGGAAGAGCUGCCGACUGAGAUGGACUAACUAUUUGAGACCCGACAUUAAAAGAGGAAACUUUAGUCUGCAAGAAGAACAAUCCAUCAUUCAGCUCCAUGCUCUUCUUGGAAAUAGAUGGUCAGCCAUUGCAGCUCACCUGCCAAAGAGAACAGAUAAUGAGAUAAAGAACUACUGGAAUACCCAUUUGAAGAAGAAACUAAGUAAGAUGGGCAUUGAUCCAAUGACGCAUAGGCCGAAGAUGAACUCCUCCUUCGGCUCCGCCGCCAAUCUCAGCCACAUGGCCCAGUGGGAGACCGCCCGACUGGAAGCCGAAGCUCGCCUCGUCCGCCACUCUAAGUUCAUCAGUUCCUCUCUUAUCUCACCUCACCACUUCCUCCUCCACAAGCAGCCGCCGCCGCCGCCGCCCAAAGUCCCGCCGUCUCUCGACGUGCUAAAAGCUUGGCAAGAAACGUGGACCAAGCCGCCGAGGACGAGGGUUUCAUUAUCCCAUGUACACGACGGCGCGUUCCUCUCAAACGCAACUCCACAUCAAUCUCCGACAACCUUAAACUUUUCCGACCAAAACUUAAACUUUUCCGACCAAAACUUAAACUUUUCCGACCACGAAAGUUCUUCGAAUAUAGGUAACCCUAACACCACCGGCGACGACAUAAUCCCGCAUGUUACCAUGGAUCCCUUAUCGGAGCUCCCAACCUUCACUCAUGGGUUCACGGAACUUUCACCGGAAACCUUCACCGGAUACUUAGACGACAACAAUGUCGUCGGAAACUGCGGCACGGCCGACGUGGAAGACAACAGCCGUUACUGGAAUAGCAUCCUUAAUAAUCUGAUGGCGUCUCCGGUGGGUUCGCCGGUUUUCUAGCCAAGUAAUUAUCACUUAAUAAGUAUCCUUAAUUAAUUAAUUAGGAUUAUUACUUAUUAGUGUGAUAGUACGUGCAGUGUGUUAUCUGAUUUAGUGGCCUUU